AUGAUUCUACCAAAAUAUUUGGUACCUUUUUCUUAUUUAAUAGUUUUAACAACUAGUGCAGCUAUUGAAGUUCCUGCAGGAACACCAUGGAUAAACAUUACACCAAAACCUGUUUAUGCAAGAGCUUUUGGACCACCAGCAUCAGGAAUAGAUACCAUAACAGUGCCUUACAUGCAAAAAUCAUCGUUUUUUCCAAAAUUUGUUGAUCCUAAAAUGAUGAUUUCAAAAAAGACAGAUUUACUCAGUAAUUUGUUUAGUGGUUUAGGACCUGCUUAUCCUAUGGACUUUAAACCAUUUAUACCAUAUACUACAAGUGGAUCACCUUCAUAUAAUAUGCCUGAUGCAGCACAGUUAUUGAGCAAAAGUAUUGUGAAUGAUGGUAUUGCUCCAUACAAACGUGGAAUUUUUGGACCCUUUGGUUCCAAACCUUUUGAUCCUUUAAGUCCUAAAUUUGGACCUAUGUCUCAAUUCUCAAGUUUAAAUACUUUACCUAAUUAUAGUAUGAAAAAUAAGUAUUCCCGUAAAAGAAGAAGUAUAGAUGAAUAUUCUGUAGCAAAACUUCGGUCAAUUAUGGAUAAUGGUGAACCUGAAAUAAAAGAUUUAGGACCACCACCUUCAUAUCCCACUCUUGCUCCAAUUUCUGAAGAACCUGAGGAAGAUGUAAAUCUACAGAAAAGAUUGGGAGGUAUGGUCACACCAAAACAAUAUUUACCAGGACUAUUUGGACCAUUUGGACCAGUGAUGGAUCCAACUAUGUUUAUAGCAAAAAAAUCUGCUUUCUUGGAUACUUUGUUCAAAAAUAUAGCUAGUACUACUCCAUCACCAACUUCGACGGAAGUGCCACUAAUGAAAAGUACUAUUGUAGCACCAGACUUUUGGUUACCAUCAUCAUUAAUUCCUAGUCCAAUGGAAUAUAAUAAAAAAGUAACACAAUUCCUAGAUAAGUUAUUUGAAACUUUAAAAUUGAAUAAAACCAUGAUAACCACUGACAAUAGCGUAAAUGUUAAAAAUGAUUUAGUGAGAGCUAUUGCAUCUGAUGAAGACAAAGUAAAAAUUGUAAGAUCUGUUGAAGAUUUAUCAUCGAUAAAUGCUGCUAAAGACUCAAUUGUUACUAGCAUUUUAUCUGAAUUAGGUGAUUUAAAAAGUAACAUGGUGACAACAAUGAAUGAUUUAAUUUCUUAUGAAAACUCUGCAGCAUCAUUGUCAACAAAAAAGCCUUUCAAACCUUUUGGUCCUAGUGCAUGGUCAAAAUCAGCUAAUGGAUUACUUCCUUUCCAGCAAAAAAUAGCUAUUUUAAGUCAAGUGUUUGAUAUGCUAACUGAUUUACAAAAGAAUAUUACUCUAGCAAUUGAAAAUAUAAUGAAAGCCAAAAUGGUGUCUACAGGUACUUCAGAAGAAACAUUUAAUGCCAACUAUCCUAUGGCUAAUGGCAUUCUUCCCAGUGUUGAUGGUAUGUUCAAUAACAUGAGUUUACUAGAAGCUAUUAAACAUAAAUUAGAUACAUUGGAUUAUGGAAUGCCUCUUUCAUACAAAACAAGUUUUGAUAAAUUUGGACCAGUAAUGACUCGAACACUGUCAAAAAGUCCAGCGUCAUUUUGGGUUUCUUACCCUAAAGAUGAACAAAGUAUAAAACGAGAAGUCGAUAAUGAUAUUACAUCUUUGAUGAAUGAGGAAAGUAACUCCAAUCAAAAGCAGCAAACACGUUCAGUUAAUAUGCAAAUGCAUCAAGGAUAUCAAAGUUUGCCACCUGGUUCUAUAGAAUCCAUACAGGCAGGUGGAGGAUCUACACUUGGACAUCAAGGUGGAGGAAUCAAGUUAUUUAUACAAAUGCCUGUAUUACCUAAUAUGCAGAUACCCAACAAUUAUGAAGAUAUUAAUAGAUGGAAUAACUGGAUGGAAUAUCUGCAAAAUGGCUACCAAGGACACAGACAUCACAAUCACCAUUAG
Eufriesea mexicana is the source of this 1947-nucleotide messenger RNA. RefSeq lists its product as uncharacterized. The record is from RefSeq and is a predicted model, not a curated record. The transcript is spliced from 4 exons. NCBI's taxonomy places the organism in Eukaryota, Metazoa, Arthropoda, Insecta, Hymenoptera, Apidae. Bases 1 to 1947 code for a protein of 648 amino acids.